This is a messenger RNA of Vicia villosa (hairy vetch), 1007 nucleotides long. RefSeq lists its product as uncharacterized. The coding region runs from base 158 to 673 and encodes 171 amino acids. NCBI's taxonomy places the organism in Eukaryota, Viridiplantae, Streptophyta, Magnoliopsida, Fabales, Fabaceae. The transcript is spliced from 4 exons. The record is from RefSeq and is a predicted model, not a curated record.
AGCGUAACUUAUUAAACAUAGGUAACAUCUCCUAGCUACUCUAGGCCUGCAUAGCGUAGCAUAGCAUGAUGAUGCUAUCAUUAGUAGAAUGAAUACAUAACCAAAACCAAACAUAAUUAAAUUCUUAAAAAACACAUGCUCCGUUCUUUGUUCCAAAAUGCAUACUAAACAGGUAAGUUACCGCAAUGAUAAGACAGUGUUAGUGAAAGUUUAUGUUGAGAAGCCUAAGAAGAAGAGAUCAUCAUCAAUUCAUCAGUAUCACCAUCAUCAUCACCAUUAUCAUAUUCAUCACACGGUUACUCAACAAGUUAAUGAUGGUUCAAGUAGAGGAUAUGAUAGAAGAUCGGGAUUGCUUAUGUACUCUCGUCUCCUUCGAAAUUCUGUAAGAGGAGGAGGAUCAUCGCCCAUGCCAUUACUUCCUAAUAAUUCGGCAAACAAUACUAUCCAACAGACAAAUCAGUUGAAUUCUAUCAAGAAGCAGCCAAAGCAUGGAGGAACCUCAUCUUGCUUUGGAAAUUGGAAAUUUCUAGUUCCAAGCUUCUUAUUAAGAUCAUGGUCAAAUGAGCCAAAAAAGGAGAAAAAGAAGCAAGGAAUUUCAGGAAAUGGAUUUAAAAAAUUGCAGGUAAGUAAAGGAAAAGGUUUCAUUGAGAAAGUAUUUUCGACAUGCAAAUGAGCUGAAGUUCAAUUCUGCGGUGGCUGUUCACUUGACUCAAGGUGUAAAGCCUCAAAUAUGGAUUCUAAUAGUAUAGAAAAUAGGAAAGUUAGAGGAAAUUUAAUAUUAUGUUGCAAUAAAAAUAAACAUAAAUACAAGCAGUGGCAUAGUAUCUGACAAUAAUAAUAUAUCAUGGACUAGUUAGGUUUGCGUUCUUGUCUUACAUUCAAGUUGAUUGUUGACAAGUUCCUUCAUGUAAUUUACUCAGCAAUUUUGCUGUCGUUUAUGAGAUGCAAAAGCUAUGAAAUUUUAGUAGGGUAUGAAAAUUCUAAUCUAGAACUUCACCCUCGUGUAC